This is a messenger RNA of Fusarium poae, 1620 nucleotides long. RefSeq lists its product as uncharacterized. Bases 1 to 1620 code for a protein of 539 amino acids. Gene Ontology annotation, molecular function: iron ion binding; heme binding; oxidoreductase activity, acting on paired donors, with incorporation or reduction of molecular oxygen. The record is from RefSeq and is a predicted model, not a curated record. The transcript has 3 exons. Lineage: Eukaryota; Fungi; Ascomycota; Sordariomycetes; Hypocreales; Nectriaceae.
AUGUCGACAAAACAAUUCUACCUGUUGGGCGAGGUUGCCACCACCGCCCGAGAGAUUGAACUAUCACCGGCUAUAGAUUUCGAGGAGCUGCAAAGUAUUGUUGCCUCCCAUUUUGCCAUUGUCAAACCCAAUAGUGUUGGUUUUAUCCACGAUAGCCGAAAACUCAACGUCGUAUCUGAAGUCCUCGAGAUAGACGACCCUAUAGCUAUCUCUAUCAAUGGAAACGCCGUGAGAGACGUUCCUGGGCCCGCAGGUAUCCCAUAUUUCGGUAAUUAUCUCGAAAUUUAUCCUGACCACCUCGGCAAUCAUCAAAGACUGUUCGAGAAGUAUGGACCGCUCUUUACCACAAGCAGUAUGGGGAAUCGUCUGUAUCAAACCAAUAGCGCUGAGCUCUCGAAUAUCUUUCUGUCUGAAGACCACUACUUCACCAAGGACAUCGUUCCUGGUCAUCCUUUGCAUCCUAUCAAGAAUCAAGAAGCAGGAGUUUUCUUGGCUGAUACAGAUACCGAGCAAUGGCGACUUGCCCAUAAGUUCCUACCGCCAGCGCUGGGGCCAAAGGCUGUGAGGCAUUAUGCACCCACUAUGCAGCGCACGGUUGAAUCAUCAUUCAAGGUCUUUGACGAGCUAGACCAAAAGGGUGAAGCAUGGAAUGUCUACCAGUAUAUGCUUAAGCUUGGCUCUCAAGCUGUUGGCAAACUCGUUUUGGGUAUGGACUUUGCUCAUUUCGAGCAGGUCGACUCGCCGUUACACGAAAUGGUUCUCAAGAUUGCCGAAAACCUCGAGUUGAAUAAGCGUGUAUCUUCUAUGGGUGCUUGGUACGCCCAGAUGCCCUUUGGUGACCCGAAGAAGGUCCGUCAGACGAUGGCCAGGAUUAUGGAGAUGAUGGACGAGUCAAUCGCCAGAGCCUCCAAAGGCCAGGAAGACCUCGAGCUCCAAGAUGCAGCUCUAAAGGCGGACAACGUUGGCAACAAACUUCCACCUUCGCAGUUUGCACCAGCUCUUCUCGUUGCUACUGCAGCCGGCUUUACAACCACGUCGUCGUUACUAUCUUGGUUGAUCUACAGUUUGGUCAAGUACCCAGGCAACCAAGAACGUCUCCUUCAAGAGCUUAUUGACAACAACUGGGAUGAGGAUACCCAAGUGACCGCCGACACUACGAGUAAACUGACCUUUCUCGACAAAUUUAUCAAGGAAACGCAGCGUCUCCACAAUCCAUCAUUCCAGCCUGGUCGCACCGCAAAGGUUGAUAUGAUCCUCCCAGGCGGAUAUCGUCUCCCAAAGGGUGCAGUAGUCAUCUCAGCGCUUCACCACAUGCACAACAAUAAAGACGUAUGGGAGAAUCCAGGACGUUUCGACCCCGAUCGUUGGGACACAGAACAGGUCAAGAAUAGACCUCCUGGCUCAUAUAUUCCAUUCGCAACAGGGCCUAGAAUGUGUGUCGGAUUCAAUUUUGCAUUACAGGAGAUCAAGGUUUUCUUACCUAAACUUGUCUAUCGAUACAAGUUCAGUUUGGCGCAGGAUGGGCCGAUUGAGUAUGACCCUUACUUUCAGUUGAUUCGACCCAACAAUUUGUAUAUUCAUGCAGAGAAGCGAGUGAAGUGGCCGCCGAAGUCGGAGUAG